GAAUACUAAUGUGUGUGUAUGUGUAUGUGUUUGUCUAUCCCACAGCCACCAUUGUGCUGAAUGAGCUGAACUGGACAGACGCAUUAGAGGCCGUGUUUAGGAAGAACAAGGAAGAGGAUCCUACUCUACUGUGGCAGGUGUUCGGCAGCGCCACCGGAUUGGCUCGCUACUUCCCAGCAUCCCCUUGGAUGGACUCGCGAAAAACGCCCAAUAAGAUCGACCUCUACGACGUCCGGCGGCGACCGUGGUACAUCCAGGGGGCAGCGUCGCCUAAGGACAUGCUGAUCCUAGUGGAUGCGAGUGGCAGUGUCUCUGGCCUCACCCUGAAGCUAAUCCACACCUCUGUCAGCGAGAUGCUGGAGACCCUGUCUGACGAUGACUACGUCAAUGUGGUCUAUUUCAAUGAUAAAGCGGUGAAGGCGGCGUGCUUUCAGAACCUGGUCCAGGCCAACGUGCGGAACAAGAGGUUCCUGAAGGAUGCUGUGCGGAACAUCUCAGCCAAGGGCAUCACAAACUACAAAGGCGGCUUCGAGUUGGCCUUCGAGCAGCUCUCAUCGUUGAACGUGACCCAGGGCAGGGCGUUGUGUAACAAGAUCAUCAUGCUGUUCACUGACGGAGGAGAGGAGAGGGCCCAGGAGAUCUUCCAGAAGUAUAACGCUGACAAAAAGGUUGUGCGGAUAUUCACGUUCUCAGUGGGCCAACACAACUAUGACAAAGGACCAAUCCAGUGGAUGGCCUGCACCAACAAAGGGUACUAUUAUGAAAUCCCCUCCAUCGGUGCUAUCAGGAUCAACACUCAGGAGUACUUGGAUGUACUGGGAAGGCCCAUGGUCAAAGCAAACAACAAGGCCAAGCAGGUUCAAUGGACCAACGUUUACCAGGACGCACUGGAGCUGGGUCUGGUGAUCACAGGAACACUUCCCGUCUUCAACAAGACCAACACCAAAGCUGACAAAGAGAGGGGACUACAGAGGCCCCAAAACCAGCUGAUCCUGGGAGUGAUGGCUAUCGAUGUGUCUCUGGACGACAUCAAAAGACUAACGCCAAGAUUUACAUUUGGACCAAAUGGCUAUUACUUUGCCAUUGACCCCAACGGUUACGUCUUGCUGCAUCCCAACCUCUGCCCAAAGAAUCCUAAAUUUCAGGAGCCUGUAACUCUGGACUUCCUGGACGCUGAGCUGGAGGAUGAGAUUAAAGUAGAGAUAAGAACGAACAUGAUUAAUGGAGAAACCGGCCACCGCACCGUACACACACUAGUGAAGUCCCAGGAUGAGCGGUACAUAGACCGAAGCGAAAGAUUGUACACAUAUGCCCCUGUAAAGGGUACAGAUUACAGUCUAGCCUUGGUCCUUCCAGUGUACAGCCUGCAUUACAUCCACACUACUAUCGGAGACACCAUCACCCAGGCCAAAUUCUCUGAAAGCCUGCAGGAAGACAAGUUUGAGGAGUAUGGAUACACUCUCAUUGCACCAAGGGAGUAUUGUAAGGAUCUGAAGCCGUCUAAAAACAACACAGAGUUCCUGAUGGACUUCAACGAGUACAUCGACAGGAAGACUCCCAACAACCCACUGUGCAACGUGGAUCUGGUGAACAGAUUGUUGCUGGACGCUGGGAUCACGUCAGACCUCGUCAAGCAGUGGAGAGAUCAGAUGCCAAAUGGAGUCCUGGCCAGGUUUGUGGCCACUGAUGGAGGAAUCACUCGCAUUUAUCCCAAGAGUGCUGGACUAGACUGGACAGAGGACCCAGAGACGUACGAGUCAAGCUUCUAUAAGAGAAGUCUGGACAAUGACAUCUACAUCUUCACACCAACACCCUACCAGGAGGACACCAACAGGACUGAGGACUCAGUCCUGGUGAGCAGAGCAGUGAACCUGGACAUUGAUGGAGUCAGACUCAAACCAGCAGUUGUGGGAGUGAAACUGGACAUCAGUACCUGGAUGACCAACUUCAUCAAUGCUACUCUGAAGAUGAACUGUAAGGACGAGAUCUGUGGUUGUCAGAGGAAUGAUGAGCAUGUGGACUGUGUCAUCCUGGAUGAUGGGGGAUUCCUAGUCAUGGCCAAUCGGGAUGAAUACAUCGGUCAGAUCGGCCAGUUCUUCGGGAUGAUCGACCCUAUCCUCAUGGUCAACCUGGUCAACAUGUCUCUGUUCACGCUCAACAAGACAUACGACUACCAGUCGGUCUGCGACCCCAAGAGGGAGAGCAAGGGGUCCGCGGCGGGCCUGCGCUCAGUCUACGUGCCCACCAUAGCAGACAUUUUGAACGUUGGAUGGUUAGCAUCAGCAGCAGCCUGGUCGAUACUACAACAGUUGUUGGUCAGCAUAGCGUUCCCUAAUUUCCUGCACGCAGCGGACACUGAUGAGGAAAUACCUGACAUGUCCAAGGAGAGCUGUAUCACGGAGCAGACUCAAUACUUCUAUGACAACGAGGAAAAGUCCUUCAGAGGAACGCUAGACUGUGAAAACUGCUCCAGGAUGUUCCAUGCUGAGAAGCUGUGGAAGACCAACCUGGUGUUCGUCAUCGCCGACGCCAAGCUCACCUGCAUGUCAUGUGACCACAAACCCUUAAUACAGGCCGAGCAGCCUUCUGAGGGACCAGACCCAUGUGAAAUGGCUGAGAAACCAAGGUUCCGAAAAGGUCCAGAUGCCUGUUUCGACAACAACGAGAGGGAGGAGGACUUUGACUGUGGCGGGGCGUCGGCUCUGAGCCCGUCCCUGUUGGCCAUGGUGGCGCUGCAGCUGGCCCUGCUCUGGCUCCUGGCUGGCUCAACUCACCACGCCGUCCCCUCGUGACCUCUGAAGACCUCGGUUGCAACCGGCAAGCAACGCCGCCUCAAAACGACGAACGCUAAAACAAAAAAACAUCUGAAACCACUUCCUGACAGAUCUUCUUUUGGGAUAUUUGCGUUUUUCAAGGGUUUCGUUACAUUUCUUCACCCAGGGGUGGGAGAAAGUGAGGAAAGUUAACGUCGGUGGGAUGUAAAAAAAAUUCAAAGCGAGAACUUUCAUCCCAGACCCCUGACUUUUCCCCUCCAGCCAUCUGAGCUUCCAGGCAUCUGAGCUUAGGGAGAUCGAGGUGAUUGAGUGGUGAACUUUGACCUUUGUUUGGCUCGACGAUGACAACCCUGCGAAUGCUACAGGUUGGACUGCCUUACAGUGCCAGGGGGAAAGUGAAAGGACUGCCUCUUCCUUUUGGGUUCCUUUUAGGUUUUUGUGAUGUUCUAAAAGAGAUCCCCGUUGAUUUUUAUUCAACACUGCCAGAAACAGUGCUGCCCUUCGCAACCGUCCCGUUGUGUUUGUCACAAAGUUAUUUAUUUCAAAGCGUUUUGCAGUGGCUUGUUACUCAGAAUUGAAAUGUGUGUUUGUUUUGUUCAAGUUGCAAUAAGUUGUUUAAUAGGAAGUCAGAAAUCAGAAUGUUUUUUAUUUUACACUGGGGUGCUGUUGGCAUUAUUCUGUUUGUUUCAAGUCCCAUUUAAAAGUAGCAACACAUUUACAUUCACGCUGCUGUCCUUGUAUAGAUGUGGUGUAUGACCAUCAUAUUCAUUCACAUACAUGUGGUCACAUAUGAACCCUUUUGCCCCCACUCACUAUCCCCUGUUUGAAGUGAUGGAUCCCUUUCUGUUUGCGGUCAACCACUUCUCCCUCAACCUUGACCACAAAUGGUCAAUGUCUGGUCCUACCAUCUUGGUAUCUGGUCCCUCUGAACUAACCAUCAUUGCCAAAGUGCAGUUGACCAAUCAAGGCACCCCGGCUGGCCUCUAGUGCGCUCAUUGGUCUAAUCUCUAGUGCCAUGUUGAUUCUUAGUCAGACAAACCCUUUAGCUUUAUUUAUUUGACUGUGUGGCUACUGACCUGAAGGAAACUUGAUGUGUUUGGUAUUCAUUUUAAUAUUUAAGUUUGUUUUUGUUUUUUAUUAGGAUGAAGGGCAUAGCUACAUGCUACUGUGUUAUGUUGGCUUUAAUGCCAUUAUUUUUUGAUUGAUUUCAAUGCGUCAAUGCAAUGGAUAUAAAAUGAAGAGAAAGAGUAGGAGGGAUGUAGGAAAUGUAGACUUUGGUACAUGACAGUUUAUUUGUGCUUGCUUAUGUAUCACUUCUUGAUUUGAGUAUCAUGAAUACGUGACUUGCAACUACAAGAAUCUGUCUUUCUCACAAUGUUCUGCCCGCUAUUGAAGAGAACAUUUCCCCAAAUCAAAAACAAUUGCACCUCGUUGCAAAGUGAAUUAAAACAGAAAUUGCUUUAAGACCUAUUGAGAAUGUCUAUCAAUACAAUCCAAUCUAAAUUCAUUCAUGAGUGUGGAUAUCAGUCCUGUUGUACUUUCUUCGUUUUUGUGUGCCUUGUGGUUCUGGAACUUUAAUAACUUUAUGAAUUAGGGAUUCAAGACAGAUUGACAAUAGGAUACUGUCUUUCUGAGUGUACUAUACUAUGGUAUACACCUGUUAACUCAUUUCUCCACAAGAACAGCCACCAAAAUACUACAUAAGAAAUAACAGAAAUGUGCCUCAUUUUAUUCAGGACCAAAUCUGGACCCGUCAAUCAUCCUAGCCAAAUGAUUAUGCAGUGGAAUAACUUUGAGUGGAAGAGACAUAAGGUUAAGUUUCUUUAUUCAACGUUGUAGAAAAACGGUUUUAUUAAAAAAUGGUUUUAUUAUCAUGUCAGAAUAUUAACAAUUCCUCUCUAAAUGUAUUGUAUUCGUUUCAUUUUUGAACAUGGUUCAAAAGAGGGACAUGGUAGAUAUGCUGUGCUUUAAAAAAACGUUUUUUCUUUGAUGCAAUUCAGCUAGUUGGACUGGGACGUGAUCUGAUGGUCGAUUAGUGUUACUGAUCUGUUGUAGAGCAAAUAUACAGGAGUUCCUGGCACUGAAUUCACAUCUUAAGCACUAAAAAAGAUCAUUUUAGACAAUCGAUUCGAUAACAAUUGACAAUCAUAGUUUCCGAUAACUUGCUUAAGACUAGUAUUAGUAAUACUUCAUUGAAUUAAUUGCUGUAAAUGAAAAUGCAAACAACUGCCAAAAUAGGGACUUUAAAGGAGCCUUGGAGUAAUGUCAGAAACAUUCACGCAUUGUUUCCUUUGAAAACAGGGACUUUAAAGGAGCCUUGGGGUAAUGUCAGAAACAUUCACGCAUUGUUUCCUUUGAAAACAGAGGCAUAUGGACUCAGGAAACCACAUAGUCAAUUCAGUGUAGAGUUGGGAAACUACAUGAUUACGCUGUGUGGUCUCUAGUGCCAUUCAAAUACUUCUCCCACACCUCAUUAUCAUUGCUUAAAUAAUAAUUACAAAGCGUUCUUACGUCACCCAGAAUAAAAUCCUUCUGGGCUUUUUUCAUUUCUCUGAAACACUGAAGAGGAAGGGGACUUUUGUUAUGAUCCCAGUCUUAAGCUAUGAUUAUUUGCCAAUAUGUUAUGUGGCGAAACUCAAGCACCAUCACCAAAGGCGGACUGCUGUCAUGUCCGAAACUAUACGAGUGGUCUGAGGUGACAUUUAGGGUCCCGUAUUGGUUGUUUCAAUGUUCUGUGGGGAAACUAACUAACAUACUGGUAUUUAAGACCCUCAAUAUCUAAGAACAUUCAAGAAUACCAAGUGCCAUAGGACUCUCUUUCUCUUUUUACCGGGAAACCUAUUACUAACGUUUAUGCAACGUUUAGGAUUGAAUAAAUGCAAAUCUCAUCUAUUUUCCCUGUGUUGCAUGAUAAUGCCAUGAUACUGUAUCAGUGGCAGGCAAUGAGAUAAAGUACACUCUAUCUUCUCCUGCUUUGGUGUGUAACGUUGGGAUGGGAAGCAUAAUACCGUGGGUUUGUUGGGUGUUUGUUUAUGAUAUGAUAACGAUACAGCUUCUACUGCCUUUCUCUUGAGGAGACAGCAUUUGGUACCGCCCUGGUCUGACUGAGCGCAGUGGCCUAGCGGUUAGAGCGUUGGGCCAGUAACCGAGAUGUCACUGGUUCGAAUGCAUGAGACUACAAGGUGAAAAAUCGGUCAAUUUGCCCUUGAGCAAGGCACUUAACCCUAAUUUGCUCCAGGGGUGCUGUACUACUAUGGCUGACCCUGUAAAACAACACAAUUCACUGCACCUCUCCGGUGUAUGUAACAAUAUAUAUCUUUUCCUCUGUCACAGGUUGUCACAUUCAAGACCAGACUAGACCCUUGGGAAAUGGUGUCUGGUUAUUUCAUGCCACUCUAAGGGCUAAAAUCAGAUGCUGUCACCUCAGGAAUAACAUAUUAGCAGAGUGAUUGGAAGUGUUUUUCGAUGCUGUGGUGCUCUCUGUGUGGGUUAUGCUUUUUCUGGACUCUUUUUGUUCUCAAGAACGCUCAGUGUGUUUUAAGGGGAGUGUCCCAUGCCUGCCACACUAUGUCAGGCUAUUGGUGGGACCGCCCUCCAAUCUUUCUCUGCCAGCGUUUUCAUGGCAGACCAUUGGUGGACCUGUCCACUAAUCUCCCCUUGUCAGCCUCCCUUUUGACAGGCUAUUGGUGGGCCUCCCCGUCAAUCUCCCGUGAUUGUGCUUUUAAGAUGUUACACUUUUGUGGAACUUGAUUCGCCUGAAUCAGUCAUGUAUAAAUUUGUACGAUACUGUUAUUAUUCUCCGACGAAAGAAAGAAAAUAGUAAUGUUUAUAAUCCUGGAAAAUGCUUAUUCAUGUGCAAAUACAGUAUAUUCAGAAUAAAACUUUCUCAUUAGCUAUU
Molecule: messenger RNA, 6672 nt
Organism: Salvelinus namaycush (lake trout)
Lineage: Eukaryota; Metazoa; Chordata; Actinopteri; Salmoniformes; Salmonidae
Product: voltage-dependent calcium channel subunit alpha-2/delta-1-like
Exons: 32
Coding region: 9-2792 (927 amino acids)
Cellular component (GO): L-type voltage-gated calcium channel complex
Molecular function (GO): voltage-gated calcium channel activity
Source: RefSeq, a predicted model, not a curated record